UAUGGAAGAUGAAGAAGCGACAUCUUAUAACUUUUACAAGAAAGAGGCUGCAAAAUACGGAAAAACUGGAGAAUUGGAAAAAUGUCUUAAGUUUCUAAUAAAAAUGAAUACGAUACGUCCAUCAUCGAAAAAUCAGGAUCGUAUUGAAAAAGUUACGGAAAUGAUAAAAGAUGAAAAAUCGAGUGAUGAUAACUCAACAAAAUCAUCGAAAGACUCGCCGUCUCCCUCAUACUCUAGAAUAAAACAGGAAAAUCUGUCCUCUCCAUCAUUUUCUGAAAAAAAAGCUCCUCAGAAUGCGGCUGAACUGAUACGGCCUGAAAUAUACAAACGACUUUAUGAGCAUCAACGUCAAGGUGUUGAAUUCUUCUUCAGGUUAUAUAGAAUGAAUUCAGGAGGAGUUUUGGGCGAUGAUAUGGGUCUUGGAAAAACAAUUCAAACAAUUGCAUUUCUAAGUGGAAUGUUUCAGAAGAAAUUGAUAAAGAGUGCUAUAAUUGUUGCUCCUCUAUCUGUUAUUAGUACUUGGGAGAAGGAAUUCGAUAGAUGGGAUAAAAGUAUUAAUAUCUGUGUAUAUCAUGGACCUAGUAAAACAGAAAAGCAUAGAAAUUUGAAACGUAUUCAAACGUUAGGUGGAGUGCUUAUGACAACUUAUGGAACACUUUUAUCGGGUUCUGACCUUCUUUCAGAAGAUAUUCACACUCACAGAUUCUUUACAUAUGAUUAUAUUGUUCUCGAUGAAGCUCAUAUGAUAAAAAAUCCUGCUUCAAAAACAACGGUUGCACUCUUUAAAGUCAGGGCCAGAUGGAGAAUUGCCCUUACGGGUACACCUAUUCAAAAUAAUUUAAGAGAAAUGUGGGCGUUAUUCAAUUGGACUCACAGUGGAACUCUACUAGGAAUUCAAAAAUCAUUUAAUGAUAUUUACGACAAACCAAUUACGAGGGGUCGUGAAAAAGAUGCAACCAAUUUUCAAAAGAAACAAGGAGAAAUGAAGGCUAGAGACUUGUUUAGAAAAAUUAAUCCGUUUUAUUUGCAUAGAAGUAAGGAUGAGGUAACCGCUAAAGAAAAUUCAAGGCCGGUCGAUGAAAAUUCAUUAGUACCAAGAAUGCCUAAAUUGUCAAAAAAAACCGAUUUUAUUAUUUGGUGCUAUCUAUCUGAGACGCAAAAAGAAGUUUACAAAAAGUACUUUGAAUCAGAUGAAGUUAAAAUGAUUCUUAACAGUAAGAGAUCACCCCUAGUCACUUGUACCGUAUUCAAAAAAAUUUGUGAUCAUCCUUGCCUCUUGACUGCUCGUCAAAUUAUUGAACUUGAUAUUCUUGAUCCUGUCGACGAUUUCAAAGGAAGCAUAACCGAAGAUCUGUUAGAUAAAGCACCUUCACCCGAAAUUCUUUCCUCAGUUGAUCUGGAAAAAGUUAUAGAUAUGUGUGGAAAGUUUAAAUUUUUACUUCCUCUUUUAGAAGAUUUGACUUCGGAAGGUCAUCGGGUGCUAUUGUUUUCCUUGACAAAAACUGCUCUAUCAAUACUGGAACGAUGCCUUAGAAAAAUUGGUAUUCGAUUUCUCAGAUUAGAUGGUUCGGUGACAGGCCAGAUGAGAUUUGAAAUGAUUGAAAGGUUUUCUCGUAGUCCACCAGGUACGGUAUUUCUUUUAACAACGAAAGUCGGUGGAUUGGGCCUAACUCUUACGGCGGCAGAUAGAGUUGUUAUUUUUGAUCCAUGGUGGAAUCCGGCUGUUGAUAGCCAAGCUAUAGAUCGAGCAUUUAGAAUAGGGCAGGAUAAAGACGUCGUCAUUUAUAGACUAAUGACUUGUGGAACCAUAGAAGAGAAAAUUUACAGAAGACAAAUAUUCAAGACCGGAGUUAGCCAACAAGUCACUGAACAAAAUUUAAAUUCUAUGAGAUACUUUAGUUCAAUUGAUAUUCGUUCAAUUUUACUGUUGGAAAAUACCGAAGCAUCUGACACACACGGUAUGCUCGAGGCCAUUCACGGACCCUUGGAUUUGAGUGAUCCAGUAGUUGAAAGUCACGUUGAAUUCUUAACAACUCUUCCGACUUUCGGAAUUACUGACCAUAAGAAAGUAUUUCAACACGAUGACGAUGACAUAAAAAUCUCAGCCGAAGAACGGACAAGGAUGAAUGAAAUGCAAACAUUCGACGAUAAAACACUACAGAAAGAUCAUGAAAUGACGAGCACUUUUAAUUCUGAAACAAAUCACGAACAGCUACUAGACUUUACCAUGGGGUCUAACUUUGGCAAUCCAAGAAAUAAUUUCAAUGAAAACUCAAAUUCAUCCUCAUCUCUGAGGACACCUUAUGACGAUGGAAGAAUUGGUGACGGAGUACAGUUUCUUGAUGAAGUUGUUCCUACUCCUCCUAUUUUCAAAAAACCUCCUCAACAAAAUGUUGAGGUUAUCGAAGUAAACGAUGAUCCUAUGACUGUCGAUGAUGAUGUUAUUGAAAUACUUGAGGAUAAUAAUCCUGCCAGCAAACAGUCGUUAGAAAAAAUGUCCGACGGUCUUGGAUCUAGACGUUCUCCCUCAUGUUCUUCAAAUAUUACAAAUGAUAGUUCUACAAAUUCCCCAUCAUCAAAUUCUGAGCCAUCAGCUGUUGAAGAGAACGCUGACACAUCCCUAACACAGUCACUAUUGAAUAAGUUGGAUGUGACUUCAAAGAGUGAAGAAAAAGAAGAAAUAAGUUUUGAAAUUGAUUGUGAAACUGCAGAUAGCGCGCUACAGACAUCACUACCUGACGAAAAUCAGCAACCAAGCUUAAACUCCUCCAGAGCUACAAACAAUAUCUCCAAUACGUCACAUAAUAUAUCUCAAGAGGAAAAUUUAUCAUUUAACUCACCUUCAAAAUCUGAUGCUACACGUAGAGGAACUCCCUUGUCAGAAGUCAGACGCUCAACUCCAAAGUCUACUGCUUCUAACAAAGUAAACUCGGGUAAUAGUUUUGCAGAAAAUUCGACACCGGGAUCAGAGGAAAUUGAAAACAUUUCAGAAUCUGCUAAACAUUCAGAGACACUUUCUACACCAUUAUCAGAUAGAUCUAAUAGUUUCCAUAACAGUUCAAGAGGAUCGGCAAUGAGUAAAUCAUCCCCCAAAUCUAACAUAACUAAUGAAUCGAAUAAAUCGGCGAAUAGCUCUAUGAAAUUAAGUCUAGAUUUAGACUAUGAAGAGAGCAGCGAAUCUAGAAAUGAGUCAAUUCAGUCGAGCAAUAAAUCAGAGUUAGAUUUUCAAGGAUUUCAAAAAUCUUUUGAAUCUAAAACCUCAAAUUCUGCCAGCAAUGAAGCAGAUUCAGGAGGAGAUACAAAUGACAGCGAAAGUAGUGAUGAUGUAAUAGAGGGUAGUGAUAGUGAUACAGAAAGUAGCAAAUAUGAUAAAUAUUUGACAAUGAUUCAAAAGAGCCGAAAUUUAAAGAAAGAGGGUAAAUUGGCUGAUGCUCUGGAAAUUGCAAAAGAAGCUAUACAAGUUUGGGAUGGCGAUAUUAGAAUAAAGUCAUAUAUCAGUAAAUUAACAGAAAUGUUGAAAUAG
This is a messenger RNA of Dimorphilus gyrociliatus, 3523 nucleotides long. The record is from the annotation of a GenBank genome assembly. Lineage: Eukaryota; Metazoa; Annelida; Polychaeta; Dinophilidae.